AUGCCCGGGAGACUUGAAGUUAUAUGCGACCCGUCGUUACAGGCCAAUGAUUCCCAGGCUAGAUAUUCUAUCUAUCUAUCUAUCUAUCUAUCUAUCUAUCUAUCAAUCUAUCUAUCUAUCUAUCUAUCUAUCUAUCUAUCUAUCUACCUGGUGUCACUUGAUAAGUCGCUUUGUUAUUUCAUUCCAUUUCAUAGGUAUCUAUCUAUCUAUCUCGUCAGUCCUUUUCAUAGGUAUCUAUCUAUCUCAUGUUCAUUAUGUAUCUUCUAUCUUUUUCUGACUUUUCAUUAUCUAUCUAUCUAUCUAUCUAUCUAUCUAUCUAUCUAUAUCAUUAUUUAUCUAUCUAUCUUACUGACACUUGCCGAUGAUAAUAUACCCCCUCUCUCUUUCAUAUACCCUUCCUUUUUCUUCUCACAUUUUCUCACGCUUUCUUCUCUUUCUCCCAUUCCUCCCUCUCGGUCCCUCCCUUAUUAUCUAAUGAAACGCCAUCCAGUCCGGGUCGGGGUGCUAUUCUCGUACCUACAUCUCUCUAUCUAUCUCAGUCCUUUUCAUAGCUAUCUAUCUAUCUCAGUCCUUUUCAUAGCUAUCUAUCUAUCUCAGUCUAUCUAUCUUUCAUAUCUAUUUAUCUAUCUAUUUAUCGCAUACGUGUGUCUAUCAGUACAUAUCUUUGCGUGUGAGAGUGAUAUCAGUGAUUUUUCCCUGUUUCUUCUUCCUUUUAUUUCUCCUUCUCCCCCCCCUUCACUUACUCUCCCCUUGUUAUAUUAUGUAACGCCCUCCAAUCCAGUGUCUUUGAGGCGCCGUCAGCUGGAAUCCAGCGAAUGGAGGUGCGACGUGUGCUUUGAAGAGAACGGGACAGAAUUGACCGUCCAGAUUUGGUGCCAGGAAUGCGAGAAACUCUUGUGCCAGUCCUGCGAGAGAUUCCACUCCGAACACGAGACCAAAGACUUGUCGGGCGUGUCGAGGGUGGAGGCGAUCCGGGUCAUCACGACGGAUGACUGUCGACGCCACCGUCAAUCAAAGGACGCCUUCUGCAAGCGGUGCAACGUGUGCCUGUGCAAAAUAUGUUACCAGGAUCACGUGACCGCCUCCCCUCAGUGUCCGCCUCGUCCGCUGUCGGUGAGAGAGGAAGCGUUGAAGGCGAAGAAACGCAACCCCACCCUGGAGCGGGAACUCCGUCAGUUCGAAAUCCACAUCCGGGCGUCGAACGAGCGAACGAAGCAGUCCAUUGACAAACUCUCAACGGAUUGCGAAUCCGAAUGCUUAAAACUCACUCGGGAUUUUGAGGAAUUCGUGAAUGAGGCACGGCUCAAGUUAGCAGAGUUGUGCGAUAAUAUGAAAGUGAUGACGUACGAACUGGAGAGAAAAUGGCGCCACUCCCUCAAGGACAGAGAAGACAUUUUAAAGAAGGUGGAAAUCUGGCACCACACAUUGCGACAUUUGUCUACGGACGACGUUGACGAUGAAGACGUCGUUUGUGGACUGAGGUUGGUGGGAGCGGAGCUUUCUGCGCGGCUCCGCCAAUCAUUUGCUCCUCACGAGAAAGGACGUUGGCUGGUGACAUUUCCGAAAUGGUGUCACGACUCCCUAGUGUCACUGAAGAAAGAAAUAAUCGUGUGGGCGGCAGAGACAUCCGGGCAUUUGCAGAUGGAAAGUGAAUGUCGUCUGCAAGGAUCGGACCCGCUCGAUAUUUCAUCGAUUGUCGCCGGCGACGAAGACAAUCGCGUCUUUGUUGGCGAUUGGAAAAGUCGAUCGAUCCUAGAAUUCAGUGACUCUGGGGAAUUGAUCGGUCAAUGUCCCUUAAUGGACGGAGGAAAGAGAUUCUUCCCGUUCGACAUGUGUCGCCUUUCUGAAGACAUUUUAGUUGUCUGUUGUCCUUGGGGGUCGGGGAUGGGGGGAAGAAUUUUCUUUUUGCAGCAAAAAAAAUAUUUCAUUUUUUCUCUUCUUUUUUCUUUCUUUUCUUUUCUUUCUUUUUCUUUAUUAUUUUUUUCUUUUCUUUUUUGUUUUUUUUCCUUUUAUUUUUUAUUUUUUCUAUUUAUUUUUCUAAUUUUUUUGUCUUUUUUCACUUUUCUUCUCUUUUUUUUUUCUCCCUUUUCUUUUUCUUUGUCUUUUUUAUUUUCUUUUUUUGGCCUUUUUUUUCUUCUCUUUUUUAUUAUCUUCUUUUUUGUAUUUUUCUUAUUUUAUUUUUGCUUUUAUUCUCCUUUUUCUUUUCUUUUUCUCUUUUUCUUUCCCUCCGUUUUCUCUUUCUUUGUCUCUCUUUUUUUUUGUCUCAUUUUUCUCUCUUUUUAUCUUAUUUUCCUUUUUUCUAUUUCUUUUCCCUUUUCUUUUUUCUUCCUUUUUUGUUUUUCUUUUUCUCCCUUUUUUCUUAUAUUCCUUUUCAUCUUUCUUUCUUUUUCUUCCUUUUCUUUUUCAUUUCCGACUUUCUUUUUUUUUUUUAAAUUUACUCUUCUUUGUUUCUCUUUCACGCAUCAAAAAAAGAAAUGUGUUUUUUCUUCUUCUUCGUGGAUGCCGGGGAGGUCCGUGAAUUAUCUGAAAUGA
Messenger RNA from Acanthosepion pharaonis, 2532 nucleotides. Lineage: Eukaryota; Metazoa; Mollusca; Cephalopoda; Sepiida; Sepiidae. The record is from the annotation of a GenBank genome assembly.